AUGUCUUGCUCCGCCCUCUCAUCCGUCUCCGCGGCAGGGCUGUCGCCUGAUGACGCGUCUGUGGCGCACAUCCAUUUCAUCGGGCUGGACGUCGAUGAGAGCGGCGUGCCCUACAUGGCCUCCAUCCCUGUGCACAAGGUGACUGUCGUGGCCCUUGACCCCCGCGGCGACGUGCUGCUGGCCUACGAGAUGAACGGCGCCCCCAUCCCCCGGGACCACGGCGGCCCGCUGCGCGCGGUGGUGCCUGGGGUGGUGGGCGCGCGCAACGUCAAGUGGCUCGGCCGCGUGGUGGCAAGCAACGAGGAGUCCCAGGGCUUCUGGCAGCAGAACGACUACAAGGCCUUCUCACCCGGCACUGACUGGGACAACCUGGACUGGAAGAGCGCCCCAGCCAUCCAGGGGUUGAAUGUCGUGUCGGCCAUCUGCCUGCCAGCCAAGGGGGAGGAGGUCAGCCUGGAGGAGGGCGAGAUCACGGUCAAGGGUUACGCAUGGAGCGGCGGCGGCAGCGACAUUGUGCGCGUGGACGUGUCUCUGGACGGCGGCAAGACCUGGGCGCCCGCAGAGCUGACCAAGCCGCCCACGAACUCGUCCGGCCGUGCGUGGGCAAAGACGCUGUACUCGCUGACUCAGCGGCUGCCGGAGGGCGUGGAAGCCGGCGGGAAGCUGGAGGUGGUGGUCAAGGCGACGGACGAGAACUACAACACGCAGCCGGAGUCGGCGGGGCCCGUGUGGAAUGCGCGGGGGGUGGUCAACAAUUCUUGGCACCGGGUGCAGGUCAAUGUCGUGUAA
Monoraphidium neglectum is the source of this 789-nucleotide messenger RNA. Its product is annotated as sulfite reductase. The record is from RefSeq and is a predicted model, not a curated record. Gene Ontology annotation, molecular function: molybdenum ion binding; oxidoreductase activity. Gene Ontology annotation, cellular component: mitochondrion. NCBI's taxonomy places the organism in Eukaryota, Viridiplantae, Chlorophyta, Chlorophyceae, Sphaeropleales, Selenastraceae. Bases 1 to 789 code for a protein of 262 amino acids. The transcript has 5 exons.